Molecule: messenger RNA, 456 nt
Organism: Clonostachys rhizophaga
Lineage: Eukaryota; Fungi; Ascomycota; Sordariomycetes; Hypocreales; Bionectriaceae
Source: the annotation of a GenBank genome assembly
AUGCUCUUUGUUAUCAUCUUCCUCCUGUCAAUGGCAGGACUGUUUCCGCCCACCCAUGCAAUGGCCAUUGCCCUGCCAAUCACUAUUGCAACCAGAGACCCCGAGUCCGACCAUCGCGGAUUCCCAAAGGGGGCCAUCAUCGGAAUCGUUGUCUCUGUCAUCGCAAUCGGCGUCAUCCUCACCGUCUUCCGCUUCGGCGCCAUCAUGUCGAUGCGCAGAAAGCAGGACCUCAAAUACGUGCAGCAGGUCAGGAGCACCAACGGCAGCCCGACCUUCGAUUACGACCGGAACAAAUACUCCUCUUCGCCUGCUGUGCCCUUACUGGCAAGCAAUCAAGUGCCUGCUGCAAGCUCAAUGGCACCAGCUGCUCCGUCUUGGACAGGACCACAAGAGCCUCCUCCAGCAUACACGCCAAUGAUCAACAACAAUUCCUCAGCCGCGAACCCAGCUCCCUGA